Oncorhynchus mykiss (rainbow trout) is the source of this 1157-nucleotide messenger RNA. RefSeq names its product trypsin-2. The record is from RefSeq and is a predicted model, not a curated record. Gene Ontology annotation, biological process: proteolysis. NCBI's taxonomy places the organism in Eukaryota, Metazoa, Chordata, Actinopteri, Salmoniformes, Salmonidae. Gene Ontology annotation, molecular function: serine-type endopeptidase activity.
UUCCAUUAAACGGGGCGGCACACCCGAUUCUGCAUAUAUACCAGGGGUGCAGAUUAACCCCUUUCAUCGACAGGAUCAUACAGCAACCAUGAUUUCUCUGGUCUUCGUUCUGCUCAUUGGAGCCGCUUUCGCCACGGAGGACGACAAGAUCGUUGGAGGGUAUGAGUGCAAGGCCUACUCCCAGCCCCACCAGGUGUCUCUGAACUCUGGGUACCACUUCUGUGGUGGCUCCUUGGUCAAUGAGAAUUGGGUUGUGUCUGCUGCUCACUGCUACAAGUCCCGUGUGGAGGUGCAUCUGGGCGAGCACAACAUCAAGGUGACUGAGGGUAGCGAGCAGUUCAUCUCUUCAUCCCGCGUGAUCCGUCACCCCAACUACAGCGCCUACGACCUCGACAAUGACAUCAUGCUGAUCAAGCUGAGCAAGCCCGCCACCCUCAACACCUACGUGCAGCCUGUUGCUCUGCCCAGCAGCUGUGCCCCCGCAGGCACCAUGUGUACCGUCUCUGGAUGGGGCAACACCAUGAGCUCCACCGCUGACAAGAACAAGCUUCAGUGCCUGAACAUCCCCAUCCUGUCCUACAGCGACUGUAACAACUCCUACCCUGGCAUGAUCACCAACGCCAUGUUCUGCGCUGGAUACCUGGAGGGAGGCAAGGACUCUUGCCAGGGUGACUCUGGUGGCCCUGUGGUGUGCAACGGUGAGCUCCAGGGUGUUGUGUCCUGGGGUUACGGCUGUGCCGAGCCCGGUAACCCUGGUGUCUACGCCAAGGUGUGCAUCUUCAAUGACUGGCUGACCAGCACCAUGGCCACCUACUAAGUCUGAUCCUAGCUUCGGUCCUCCAGCAUGGUCCCAGAAGUCUACAACAUCCUGUGCAGUUCAGCGUCUACCUUUUUAAACUGGAGAUGAAAUACUAAUGACAAAUUAAAUAUUUAACAUAAUUUCAGUCUACUGAGUAUUUUUCCCAAAGAUAAACAAAAAAGUGAAUAUACUCUUGAAGGUUCUUCUUACAUGCCUGCAGCAUAGAGCACAUGUUCAUGUAUGACAUUAAAUAUUUUGUUCUGUAUAGCAUCAAGAGAGUGUUGAUUGUAAGUGGAAUGUUAAUAAAUGCUGCAUUAUAUCAGCUGGAAUUAUUUCAGCUAAAAGCUAUGGUCUGUGA